This is a messenger RNA of [Torrubiella] hemipterigena, 2931 nucleotides long. The record is from the annotation of a GenBank genome assembly. NCBI's taxonomy places the organism in Eukaryota, Fungi, Ascomycota, Sordariomycetes, Hypocreales, Clavicipitaceae.
CUGCCCGGAGCCAACAUCUCGUCUCGUUUUUCUGUUCCUCUUCCCUUAUCCCCCAUCUCCUUUUUUGCUGUUGCUGCAUUUUGCAGACUCCUCAAUUUUUUGGUCUUUCGCACACCUCUUGUCUCGUCACCUUGGCCUCCAGCCAUCGUUUUACGUUUUCCCGCGUUGCCCGUCUCCUCCUGCCGGCUUUGCGCCUCGAGUUUGCCAACAGUACAAGCGCUCACGCGUUACGACGCCGCCCUCACCCGAACCCUCCGGACCGCCACGUCCUUUUUCUUUUUCUUCUUCAACUCACCAGGCUCUAUCGACAGUGAACCUCUCGAAAAUUAUACCAGCAGUUUCGCAUUUGUCGGAUAAGUGCGGUUUGCAUCUGCCAGGCUUUUCUCCUGAUUUUUCUUGUUCGUUCGCCUCUGCGCUCACAUCCCGCUGCCUUGUCGUGUGCUGAGUCGACAUUCGAGCCCGACUUGCCCAAUGUCGACUGGCGCUAUUCGCUCAACCGCCCUCAGAGCCGGCGGCGCCUGUGUUCGAUGCCGCAAAGGCAAGACCAAGUGCGUCUAUGAAAAUGGUCGCGCGCCAUGCAAAAAUUGCGCAAAGGGCAUGCAUGAGUGCUAUUUGCCCUCGGAAAGCGUUGCGCAUCACCACGGCCAGAGCCCAGCCCGCCAUCCUGCCGCCCAUCGCCCAGCGCGCGACAGCCUCCCGGCCUCCGGCUCCGGCUCCUCUGAAGCUAGACAGCCCACGGCGGGCGCUGGCGGGUCCAGACAGCACCCAGUCGCCGCCGAAAAGCUAACCCCGGAGCUUGUCGCUGAGUGCGAGCGAAUUGUCACCAAAACAUUCCCGGCUUGUGUUGCCUUCCACAAGCCUUCCUUUGUGCAGCAACUGAAGAGUGCAUCGCUUGACCCAGCCUUGGUCUGUGGUCUGCUCGCAUGUGCUUCACGAAGUUCGUCUACUUUGACGCGCCGCUUUGGAAGUGCCACACAGGCUGCGGAAACUUAUGCCGCCAAGGCCAUUGCGUUGGUGAACCAAAACAUUGACCAGCCCAACCUGGACGAAAUCCAAGCUCUGUGCCUGGUUAUCAUUCAUGAAUGGGGAACUCGCAAUGCGGUUCGAGCCUACAUAUAUCUCGGCCAGGCGGCCAGGAUGCUACAAAUGUAUCGCAUCCUAAACAGCCACCAUACGCCUGAGAGCGGGGAUCCCUUUUUGCGUGACGAGAGCUUCCGACGAACCCUGUGGCUGAUUUAUAUCCUCGACUGCAUGCUCACCAGCACACCAGGAAGAUUCCCUGCGUUGACUCCACAAGACACAUCAGAUGUCGCUCUUCCGUGCUCAGACAUCAACUUUGCAUUUGGAAACGCGAUCCAUGUAAAGACGCUGCUUCAGCACUUUAACCAUGUGCCGGUCUCCCCUAGCCACGCCCCUACUGGUGACAUUGGAGAAUAUGGCUACAUUGUCUUGGCGGCCACCAUAUGGCGAGAUGCCGUGGGGAUGCUUGCUACAACCACUCUGCAUACCUUUCGCGAGGAAGAAUGUUCCGACCUGAUUAGCAAGAUUGAACGCCUUCGCGCAUCCCUUCCCAUGCAGCUGGUGGAUAAGGCGGGUCAGAUAAACCUGCACAUAACCAUGGGCUCUGGAUACACAUUCGCCAUGUUGCACUGUCUGUUACACUGCGCCACCAUCUUUGUUCAUCGGCGUCGACUUCUUCAGGAAGUCACUGCGCGCAACUUCAGUUUGGAGAACUUCCGUAUGGCAGCCCAGUGUCAUGAUCUUGUUGAUAGGCUCUUUACUUCAAGCCAUGGAAUCAUUUCGCUUCUCAAUGCGGUUGAAUCCGGGUCAGAAAAGGAUAGUGUCACGACUUUCCCCAUUUUCAUGCUCUUCUCGGCUUUUACGGCUAGCGCCACGAUUGCAUAUCUUUCCCUGAAGGGAUUGACUCCUAGUAACGCGGUCGAGACUGCGGGCCAUAUCGUCAAGGAUGGAGUGCGCUUCAUGCAAGAUGGCAAUGAAAUCUGGCCGCUUAUGGGCAGCUGGCUUAGACACUUGGGUGUUAUGCAGCGCGUGCUGAACAAUGAUGCUGCGGCUGCUGAUGCCCUCAGCGGUGCCGGUGGUGUUCGACAACCUUCUACCAGCCACAGCGGCAUGUCUGGCGUCAAGGACGAAGUAGCAUCCAACGCAGACACCAACCCCGACACAGCAAUGGAUUACGACCAGCAGUCGAACAAUGGCCUAUCCGGAGCGCCGUUCCUCCCGCCACCCCCUCCUCGGUCUGUCUCGGAUGCUGGACGCGACGGCAGUGAGCCUCCCGUAUCCAUUCCCCGGCGUCCGGGAGUUACCACCAUUAACGGUGGCUCCGCCUCGGGAGGCCCCGUAUCAAUUACAUCCCCUCCUACAAGCCAUGGGCCACCCAGCCAAGGCGGAACCGAGCCCAAGCAGCAUACCCCGGACGCGCCAUCUAAUGGUGGUCCGAUAUCUCACGACGGACAGGCCACUCAAGACAUGACCGCCCCGGAACUAUGCGCCGCCUUUGAGCGCCAGUUGUUGGAUCUGGACGACUUGGCCGCGUUUAUGGGUGGUGGCGUCUAAUGAGGGGCCCAACAUCUUUGUAGGAUUACUGGGAGGGCGUAUGACGAGACUACGCGCCAACAACAGAUAAUGUUUUUUUUGUCUUUUUCUUGUUACUUUUCUCUAGUCUUUGGGCGUUGCAGGCAAGACGGCGUAGGAUCACGGUUAGGCAUGGAGUGAGUGCGUUGCGAUUUAUACUAGCGAGAGACAAGUCUCUAGCAGGGGAUGAGUGUGCAUUGGGGGGGGCGGAGUUGAGAGAGGACAAAAAGCCAAACAGACUGAUUGCAUUCUGGGUGAUUUGUGGAGUAGAAUGAUGUUUUGCUUUUAUAUAUUCGGUACUAUUCUGAGCGUGCCAACCAAUAUGACCCAAGUUCUUUU